Annulohypoxylon maeteangense is the source of this 2703-nucleotide messenger RNA. RefSeq lists its product as uncharacterized. Lineage: Eukaryota; Fungi; Ascomycota; Sordariomycetes; Xylariales; Hypoxylaceae. The record is from RefSeq and is a predicted model, not a curated record. The transcript has 2 exons. The coding region runs from base 1 to 2703 and encodes 900 amino acids. Gene Ontology annotation, molecular function: nitrate reductase (NADPH) activity; heme binding; molybdopterin cofactor binding. Gene Ontology annotation, biological process: nitric oxide biosynthetic process; nitrate assimilation.
AUGGAGGUUUCCAGUCAGCCUAUCAGUCUCCAGCAGUCGUCUACCGCGCCUCUAAAUUCGUACCCCCCUACUCCUCCCGCAACAGAGAGUGGCUCGAGGAGGGUAUCAAGUACGAGUAUUCAUCUCGACGUCCAGACUCCACUCGAUAACGAUGAAACAAAAUCUGGAGGUUCUCGGAAGUACCGGCUUCCACCGAGAAGUAGGACUGAUAAUAAGGUGCUGACGGAAGAUCUUAAAACUCCAGACAAACAUGUUAUAAGAGACCCUCGGUUGAUUCGCCUCACGGGCGUCCACCCUUUUAAUGUCGAGGCACCGUUGACCGACCUUUACGAUGAGGGCUUCUUAACAACAAAGGAUCUACACUAUGUUAGAAACCAUGGAGCAGUGCCUAAUGUAGAAGAUCAAGAGAUUAUGGAUUGGGAGUUCACAAUAGAAGGCAUGGUAGACAACCCCAUCAAAAUGAGCCUGGCGCAACUUCUUAGCAAUUUCGAGCAAGUAACGUACCCAGUCACUCUUGUCUGUGCGGGCAAUCGCAGGAAAGAACAAAACAUCGUCAGGAAAACCAAAGGAUUCUCUUGGGGAGCAGCAGGCUUAUCGACAGCGCUAUGGACCGGGGUCGUAAUGGGUGAUCUGCUGAAAGCGGCUCGACCGAAGCGAGGAGCAAAGUACGUGUGCUUCGAAGGUGCUGAUAAGCUGCCUAACGGUUAUUACGGAACAUGCGUCAAGUUGAACUGGGCUAUGGACCCUAACCGUGGAAUCAUGGUUGCUCAUAGGAUGAACGGCGAGGUGCUGCCUCCUGACCACGGGAAGCCCCUAAGAGUCAUCGUGCCGGGUCAGAUUGGCGGCCGAAGUGUGAAGUGGUUGAAGAAGCUGAUUGUAACGGCGGCGCCGAGUGACAACUGGUACCAUAUUUACGACAACAGAGUAUUGCCGACGAUGAUCACUCCCGAUAUGAGUGCCGACUUGCCCGAUGUCUGGAGAGAUGAACGCUAUGCCAUCUAUGACCUUAACACGAAUAGUGCUACUUGCUAUCCAGCUCAUGACGAAACGCUAUCCUUGACUAAAGGUGUUCAGAGUUAUCAAGUUCGCGGAUAUGCUUAUGCUGGUGGGGGUAAGAGAAUAACUAGGGUCGAAGUGACUCUGGACAAGGGAAAAUCUUGGGUGCUCGCCAAUAUUUCGUACCCCGAAGACGAGUAUCGAGUCGCACCCGAUGGAGAAGAAUUGUAUGGUGGACGAUUGGACUUAUCUUGGAGGGAAAGCUGCUUUUGUUGGUGUUUUUGGGAUUUGGAUAUUAAGAUAUCGGAACUGCAGGCAGCGGACGACAUUAUGGUACGAGCAAUGGAUGAGUCUCUGAUGGUACAACCGCGAGAUAUGUACUGGAGUGUUUUGGGUAUGAUGAACAAUCCCUGGUUCCGGGUUGUUAUUCACAAGGAGGGUCAUACACUGCGGUUUGAGCAUCCGACACAGGCGGCGUUGAUACCUGGUGGAUGGAUGGAACGCGUCAAGAAGGCUGGAGGAAACCUCUCUAAUGGAUAUUGGGGCGAGAAGUUAUCUGGCGAAGAAGGGGAUGCUGUUGAAGAGGAACCGGCAAAGGAGAUCUGCAUGAUUAACAAGGAGGUUGAUCGUACAAUCACCCUCGACGAAUUAAAGAAACACGACGGUGAAAUCGAGCCAUGGUUUGUAGUUAAUGGCCAAGUUUACGAUGGCACAAAAUUCUUGGAAGGGCAUCCUGGUGGAGCGGCCUCGAUUUUUGGCGCAGCCGGACAGGAUGCUAGCGAAGAAUUUCUCACCAUUCAUAGCGAGAAUGCAAAGGCGAUGUUAGUCGAUUAUCACAUAGGCUCUCUCAACGAAGCCUCGCGAACUGCCUUAGCCAAUGGAGAACCCGAAGAUACGAAGAGUUCGACGCCGCGAGCGACUUUUCUCCAGUCGAAAGUGUGGACGAAAGCUAUUCUAUCGGCCAAGAAGAAAAUCUCAGAUGACACCAAAAUCUUCACUUUUGAUCUCGAACACGCUACACAGACCUCUGGACUCCCGAUUGGGCAACACUUGAUGAUGCGGCUGCGCGAUCCUGUAACCCGUGAAGCCAUCAUACGAUCGUAUACACCGCUCUCGGAAGUUACAGAUAGAGGGAAGCUGGAUGUUCUUAUCAAGAUCUAUUAUGACACACCUGAAAGGAAGGGUGGUAAGAUGACCCAAGCAUUAGACUCGAUUCCUAUCGGUCAUUUCGUCGAUUUCAAAGGCCCGGUGGGAAAAUUCGAGUACUUGGGUCGAGGAUCGUGUUCAAUCUCGGGCCAACAACGAAAAGUCAAGCGCUUCGUCAUGAUAUGUGGCGGAUCCGGAAUAACACCAAUAUUCCAGGUCCUCCGAGCCGUGUUAACAGACAGCAAAGACCCUACUUCGUGCCUAGUUAUUGACGGCAACCGUGUUGAGCAGGAUAUUCUUUGUAAGGAAGAUCUUGACAGAAUGGCCAUUGGGAAUGGUCAUAGAUACCGCCUAAUAUAUACGCUAAGUCAACCCGAACCAUCGUGGACUGGCUUGAGAGGUCGGAUGGACAAGGAGCUACUCGAAAAGGAAAUCGGACCUUGUACGAAUAUCGGUGGUGAGAAUUUAGUGCUAAUUUGCGGACCUGAGCCGCUCGAGAAGAGCGUCCAUUCUAUAUUAAAGGGCUUGGGCUGGAAGGAUGACGAUCUGCUCUUCUUCUAG